UGCGCUGUACGUUCUCCACCGAUCCAGGAUGUUCGUGCUCGCUAAGCGCCGCUGAUGCUGCGGGUUUUGACGGUUCGGCAGCCGGACAGCGAGAGACCGGAACUUAGGGAAUAAUGAACAACAAAUUUGACGCUCUGAAAGAUGAUGACAGUGGAGAUCACGACCAGGACAACAGCUCACCGAAAGAUGGUGAGAAGGAAAGGAAUGAGGAUGAGGAAAAGGACCAAAACACUACCAAGAGGAAGGCUGUGGUUCCUGGGGCAGGGGAACACCCUCUUCAAUAUAACUACACAUUCUGGUAUUCUCGGCGAACUCCAGGCAGACCAGCCAGUACACAGAGCUAUGAACAGAACAUUAAACAGAUCGGCAGCUUUGCUUCGGUGGAGCAGUUUUGGAGGUUUUACAGUCACAUGAUCAGACCAGGUGAUCUGACUGGCCACAGCGACUUCCACCUGUUUAAGGAGGGAAUCAAGCCCAUGUGGGAGGAUGAUGCUAAUAAGAGUGGAGGGAAGUGGAUAAUUCGGCUUCGGAAGGGUCUGGCCUCACGCUGCUGGGAGAAUCUGAUUCUGGCUAUGCUGGGUGAGCAGUUCAUGGUUGGUGAGGAGAUCUGUGGCGCUGUUGUCUCUGUCCGCUUCCAGGAGGAUAUCAUAUCUAUCUGGAACAAAACAGCAAGUGAUCAGGCCACUACUGCUCGUAUCAGAGACACACUUCGCAGAGUGCUCAACCUACCACCAAACACCAUCAUGGAGUACAAAACACACACUGACAGCAUCAAGGCUUGGGAGGAUUUCCAUGGACUGGUGAAUGCUAGUGGUGGCCGCUAGGUCUUUCUCAUUGGUUAACGAUGUCAGGGGUUACCUUCAUUGUGGAUGAAGAGGACUUUCCUGGGGCAUACAACUCAUUUAUGAAAUACCAUUGUUUUUAUUAGAAAACAAAAAAGGGAUAUUGACUACUAGAAAGUCCAUUUUCCUGGUCAAAAUAUCUGAUCAGCAGAAAUGCCACUAAGAAUGAAGGUGGAGUCAAACGACAAGUAAAAACGGUUUUGAAUAGCUAAGAUAAACUUAAGCUAGGGAGAGAACAAGCCUCAAAAUUUGUUGCUACUGUGGUUAUGAUGAAGGCUGAUUAACAAAACCAAUCAAAUGUAAUUUGGUGCAUAAUUGUUCAGAAAGACAUAUUGACCCCAUCUGAAAGUUAUUCAGCUUCACAUAACCAUCCUUCUUAGAAAGCAAGUAUUUUUAUUUUAUAUAGCCAUAAACAGGGUUACAUUUUACUAUAGUGCAGUAUUUUAAUUUCAGUGUUAAUGUUUUGUUUUUGAAAUUGUAAGAAACAAAAAAUAUAUUUUCAAAGAUUUUUGAAGAGAUAUAUGACGGAUACUGUUCUAGAUCAUUUUUGUUUUAAUCUGAAUAUGUUGAAGCUUUGACUUAAAGAUAUCACACUGUGCCUGCUUCCCAGAAGCACUCAGCAUUCUGUGAUUUUGCAUUGGAAAGGAAUUUUCAUGAUUAAUGCUGUCAGCUGAAAAAUCGUGAUUACCAACAAGUAGAAUCCACCAUGAAGAAGAAUAACUGAUGUGGAUUUGGAGCUUGGGAUGGGUCAUGGUUUGUCUACAUCUCUUACAUACUGCCUGGAUUUAUAGACUUGAGUGCGUUUGAAGUUAUGUUUGGAUUGCAGAUGACUGAUAGCAAUUAAAGUUAAAUAUGCAGUUGCUGCUACCACUGACUUGUGGUUGUACUUUUAGUGAUGUACUUUUGGCAGGGUUUAACAUGGAGGAAACACUGAGGCCUGUAAGCAAUCUAAUUUCUACUUGUGAUCAGAUAUGAUCUAUCUGCAUGUACUCCAUUUGAGAACAUUUAAAUGAAAACAGUGACUUGAGAUUCACUUGUAAGACUUCAGUUUGAUUAUCGGUUUACCAGAUAUUGCUGUAAAAUAUAUGAAUCACCGGUAGCACUUAAAAUGAUGAAAGACUGGUUAUUUCAUAGCAAAAAAGCGAGAGAGUGAAAAAAAAACAGGUGUCUUUAACUGUGAGGGAUAGUGAGGAAGCCAAAGAAAUCAAAAACACUGAAAUCAAAGUUUUUAAAAGAUUUCAAAGUCAAUUAGACCACACAAGGCCUGUGACCUUGUUUCAUUCAGUUCACACUAAUGUUCAAACAAUAAUACUGAAAUGGCUAAUAUGGAAUAUCCCACGUGUGAACGUGUCUAUUGUUGGCCUUUAGAAUUAUUCACUGGUUAACUGCAAAUCCUGAGAUUUAUUAUAUCUGUGUAGAAACCUAUUGAAAAAUGAAGUGUCAGGACAAGAGAUCAUUAAACAACUUUAAUAAGUCUUUUGCAUUAUACAUAAUGCAAGUAAAAUUAAGUGUCUGUUAUGCAAUAUUUCAUAUUAUGCAUAAUUAGGAAUAUUAUUCAUAUUCUCCAUUAUUAUGCUCAUACUAUCCUUUUCUCCUGUCAGAGCCUAGAUUAUUGGUGUUAAUUAAUAGAGCAGAUAAUCGUUAAAAAAAAAAAAAAAGAUGGUUCAGGCAGUAUUCGAGAUUGACACCACUGAAUUAGACUUUGCCUCUAAAACAAAUAGAUGUUUGGAAGGCUUGCAAGAAAGAGUCUUUUCCUGGAAGUGACCCUGAACCCCUGAAGGGCAAGUGGCGCUGAAUGUGCAUCUGGAAUUGUUAAUUGUGUUCCAUUUUUGGCACUUUAUUGAAAUUGAAAAAUUUUAUGGAUCAUUCAGGUUUUAUGUCCUGUGAUCCAGGGGGUCUUGUUAGGACCAGUGGCAUGAAUUUCCCAGAAGUUCCAGGAUAUUGUAAUUAAAAAAACCUUUGCCUCUGCCAGGCUGGUCUACAGCUAAUGUCAAAUGCACCAAGCAUGUAAAUCAACAAAGAUAUUGUUUCAAAAACACAAAAUGACUUGUAUGCUGUGAUUCUCACUCUCUCUAUUUAAAAUCUAGACAGACCGUAAAAGGAUUUAAAAGGCCAAUUAAAAAGUAUGAUCAGUUUUGGUCCAUGUGCUACAGUAAAAGUAUCCCAAGCAAUACAAAUUCACUGAAGAGCCAUUUUAAUGACAAAUUUGUUAAAUGAGAAGAGAGAAGUAUUGCUGAAUUUUUUUUUUUUUUUUUUUUUUUUUUUUUGUCUUUGGACCGCAAAUAACUAGUUAUCAGUAAGGUGUUAAGAAUUAAUUUGAAAUAAUAGUUUAAAUAAAUGGUUUUAUUUGAAAUAGCAUUUUGUUUAAUGCAACUGUGGUUUAAUGACACAGAUAUUGAUAUCAAAAUUAUUCAUGCCAUCCUAAUAUUUCUUUUAUAAGUUUUAUAAAGCCUUUACAGUAGCUGACAUAUACGAUGUUUACAGUCCAUCAAUGCUGGUUUUCAAUUGUUCUCUUUUGUUUCAGCUCAUUUCAAAAAACAUGUAAUUCUGGGAAAAUAAAACAUAAUAUUUAGUUCUUUGAUACUA
Tachysurus vachellii is the source of this 3428-nucleotide messenger RNA. It is a transcript of the gene eif4e2, whose product is annotated as eukaryotic translation initiation factor 4E family member 2. Gene Ontology annotation, molecular function: RNA 7-methylguanosine cap binding; translation initiation factor activity. Gene Ontology annotation, biological process: translational initiation. Lineage: Eukaryota; Metazoa; Chordata; Actinopteri; Siluriformes; Bagridae. The record is from RefSeq and is a predicted model, not a curated record. The transcript has 8 exons. The coding region runs from base 114 to 824 and encodes 236 amino acids. Gene Ontology annotation, cellular component: eukaryotic translation initiation factor 4F complex; cytoplasm.